Manis javanica (Malayan pangolin) is the source of this 381-nucleotide messenger RNA. The record is from RefSeq and is a predicted model, not a curated record. NCBI's taxonomy places the organism in Eukaryota, Metazoa, Chordata, Mammalia, Pholidota, Manidae.
AUGUGCCGCACCAGCUGCUCCUCUGGCUGCCAGGCGCCCUGCUGUGUUUCCAGUUCCUGCCAGGCGCCCUGCUAUGUGCCCAGCCCCUGCCAGGCAUCCUGCUUUGUGCUCAAACCCUGCCAGACAGCUUGCUGUAUGCCUCUGAACUGCAAGCCUGUUUACUGCAUGCCUGUGAGCUGCAAGCCGGGUCUAUGCACACCCGUGAGCUGCAAGCACACUGUGUGUGUGCCCAUGAGCUGCAAGCCAGCCAUAUGCACGCCUGUGAGCUGCAAGCCUGUUGUGUGCAUGGCCCCCUGCUGCCAGUCCUCUGGGUGCUGCCAGCCCUCCUGCCCCACCCUGGUCUGCAGACCUGUCCCCUGUGGCACCCCUUCCUGCUGCUGA